AUGUUUGUCUGCACUGCAGGCGUCAGUCGCUCCUUCCUCUCCCUCCUCGCCUCCUCGGGUGCUCGCUUCUCCUCCCUGCGCCUGCACUCCGUCCGAACAGCCGCCGACGGUACGAAGAAGGUGCUCUUUGAGCUGAGCCGCGAUGCGGACUUGACUCCUUCUGUCCGCCCUCAUACUCUCUCACACCCCCAUUCCCCACGUCCACACAUAUACCCCUUCGCUCUCAGUCGCGAUGCCGACUUGUCUCCUUCUGACUGCUCGAAUACUUUCACACGCCCCCACUCCCCCACGUACGCACACACACCCCUCCCCUCCUCACCCCUUGCUUGUCAGGUGUUGUUUGAGCUGAGCCGCGAUGCUGACUUGUCUCCUUCUGACCGCCCCCGGCGACUAGGCGUGGUGGAAACAGUCUUGAUUCCCCACCGACCAGGGAGGGGCGGGGAAGGUGGGGAGGAGGAGGAGGAGGACGAGGAGGAGGGGAGUGGUAGUGAGGAUGAGAAAGAGGGGGAUGGAUUUCAGCACACUCCCUCCUUUCGUCCCUCCUUUUUUCACAGGAUGGGUUUGCAGCGCAAUCUGACAGCAGGGGAGAUCGUGGAUCAGGUGAUUCAGAUUCGCCGGCUCUUCACAGAGGAAGUGGGCCCUGUCACCAACCUUGUCUUCAUGGGUAUGGGCGAGCCCUUGCACAACCUCCCGGCGGUUCUCACAGCAUGCAACACCCUCCUGGACCCUUUAGGCGCCCACUGCUCGCCUGCUCGCACCACCGUGUCCACCUGUGGGCUUGUCCCUGAGAUGCACGAGUUUUCCUCUCACUCCCAAGCUAGCCUCGCUCUCAGCCUGCACGCCACCACCGACGAGGUGCGCAGCAGCAUCAUGCCAAUCAACAAGAAGCACAACCUCACCAGCCUCUUCGCCUGCUUGAGACAGCACUUCCCAGACGCAACAACCCAGUCAGCACUUGAUGCGGGGGAGGGAGGUGCGGGGUUGCGGCAACAGUCUAAGAAGCGGCAUGUGUUCAUCGAGUAUCUUAUGCUGGAUGGGGUCAACGACAGUUUGGAAGACGCACGUAGGCUUGUCGCCCUAACAGAGGGCAUCGCAUGCAAGAUCAACCUGAUAGUCUUCAACCCGCACCCGGGAACCGCACUGCAACCAUCUCCACUCCCCCGCGUGCUGGCCUUCCAACACGAGCUCGUGCAAGGCGGGCGAAAGGCGUAUCUGCGGCACAGCCGGGGGGACGAUGAGAUGGCGGCCUGUGGGCAGCUGGGACAGGUGCCUCGGCUUACUGAUAGUGCCAGGGCAGAAGCAGCAGCUGUAAUCCGAGGGGACGAUGAGAUGGCCGCGUGUGAGCAGCUGGGGCAGGUGCCUCAGCUAACCCGGCAGAACCAGGCAGAGGUGGCUGCUGUAGCGUAG
Molecule: messenger RNA, 1407 nt
Organism: Closterium sp. Naga37s-1
Lineage: Eukaryota; Viridiplantae; Streptophyta; Zygnematophyceae; Desmidiales; Closteriaceae
Source: the annotation of a GenBank genome assembly